CUCUCUCCCGACCGGACUAGUCUAAUCAGUUUUUUGUUCACUUCUCAAAUUCUGUGUCUCAAAAUUAAUUCAUAUAAGAUAGAAGAAAAAAAAAGCCAAUAAUUUUCUUCUUCUUUGUCGUCCCAGUUAGUUCUCUUCGUUACUAUAUUCCUGUUUUUCUUCAUCAAUUAUUUAACCUUGAUCCACACUAUUUGUAUUUCUUUUUCUUUUCCUUGUUCUUGGGGAAUACAUAAUUACAAAACUACUUUUAAGAAAAGAGAGAAAAAGUAAGAAAAAAAAAUGUCACUGGACUUGGCAUCUGAACGUGUUGUUUAUGUUCACUGCAACUUCUGCAACACCAUUUUAGCGGUUAGCGUUCCUUGCACCAGUUUGUUCAACAAUGUGACUGUUAGAUGUGGGCAUUGUGCCAAUCUGCUGUCUGUAAAUAUGGGAACUUCACUUCAAACAGUUCCCAUUCAAGAUGCUCAGGAGUUGCAGAAACAACAGAUAAACACAGAUCAAGAUCAUUAUCAUUCGAAUAAGGAUAGCGGGUCGUCUUCUAAAUGCAACAAGUUUUCUGCCUUUGAUUCUGCAGAGGAUGAAGCACCUAGAAUGCCUCCUAUUCGCCCCCCUGAGAAGAGACAACGUGUUCCUUCUGCAUAUAACAGGUUCAUUAAGGAGGAAAUCCAAAGGAUCAAGGCUAGUAAUCCUGACAUCAGCCAUAGGGAAGCAUUCAGCACAGCAGCAAAAAAUUGGGCACACUUUCCUCACAUUCACUAUGGGCUAAAGCUGGAUGGAAACAAGCAAGCAAAAACGGACCAGGCAUUUGCAGGUCAGGGUACUCAAAAGUCUAAUGGGUACUACUAAAACACAAGGGCAACCUGUGACUAGAAGCUAGUCAUCACUCAUCACCAUAUAUGUAUAAUUACUAGAAGAAUUGAGGUUUUGAUGAAUUAGUCUCCUAAACUAGAUUGCAAGGAAGGCCCUCCUGAAAAACCUCACCUUGUUAUUAUGUAUGUUGCUUUUUUCACCUCUUAUCAUCAUCAGAAGUUUCUUUCCCUUCUAGUGAUUAUUGAAUUCAGAUCAUAUAUUUUCAAGUAAACAAACAUUCCCAGGGAAUAAUAAUAUGUGCAAUUUCGUUUGAUAACAAUUAUGGCAAAGUCUUAAUCUUUCAAUCUCUUUGCUCUUUUCCCUCUUUCUUUUUCUCAAUUUUCAGAGUGGGCAGCCACCGUCCUUCACUGUAUUACUAGCUAGGUAGAGAGGACCACUUAACCAAUAUGACAUUUCAUUGAUUUAGUGCUGUGCACGAAGUACCAUGAGCUCACCCCCAU
Molecule: messenger RNA, 1310 nt
Organism: Durio zibethinus
Lineage: Eukaryota; Viridiplantae; Streptophyta; Magnoliopsida; Malvales; Malvaceae
Product: putative axial regulator YABBY 2
Biological process (GO): cell fate commitment; multicellular organism development; abaxial cell fate specification
Cellular component (GO): nucleus
Source: RefSeq, a predicted model, not a curated record